AUUAUUUAAUCCUAACAAUUAUGUUUGAUUUCUGAAUAAGUGCAAAUAAUAACACAUAUACUCUAGUAUAAAGAAAGAGCUAGGAAAUUACAAAAUUUAUAGUUUGAUAGAAAUAAUAGUACCCUUAUAAAACUAGAUUAUAGUAAACAACACAGUAUCAAAUGAGCUGUUAUAUUCUCUGUACUAGCAUGCAACUGUUAGAGACCACAUUUGUUGAGUUGUAGAUAGAACUUCAAGUAUCUAAUAGCUGGUGAGUUCAGUAGGUUGCUUCAUAGCUUAGCAUUGCAGUUCAUAUAUAUUGUUUGGUUUUGAUCUUUCUGUUAUGAAUUUACUGAUUGGUUCUUAUUGUGGAUCAUCUUUGAGGAUAUCAAAAGUGGAAAACCUCUAGCAGCUGCCAUUCUCAGAAGAAAUGGCUGGUUUUACUGCAAUAUUGCUUCUUCUUCAGUGUCUGCUUUUCUCUCAACCUUCCUAUUCACUUCCCUUGUGCACCGACUUCCGGGCACCCACAAAAAUAAAAACACCUCUAGGAUUUUUUCCUUAUGAUGGAACUACGUGCUGUGACUCAACCAAAGACCUACAACUUCAAAAACAAUUUCAAAGAAUGAACAUUUCUGAUACAACUUGUGCUUCCCUUGUGAAAUCAAUACUCAUGCUGGUGGUAUGGCAUUGUCAAGUCUGGUUCCUGCAACUGUUAGUUCGAUUUCUGCUCUAGCAAAGAGUUCAGUAGCUGAACUACAGAUCUGGUCCUUACAUGGAUUACUUUUGACAAUUGAAGCUGUUGGUUUGUCCUACAUAUCGCAUGUUCAGGUAAUCU
This is a messenger RNA of Beta vulgaris subsp. vulgaris (sugar beet), 814 nucleotides long. RefSeq names its product HIPL1 protein-like. The record is from RefSeq and is a predicted model, not a curated record. Lineage: Eukaryota; Viridiplantae; Streptophyta; Magnoliopsida; Caryophyllales; Amaranthaceae. The transcript has 3 exons. The coding region runs from base 410 to 712 and encodes 100 amino acids.